UAAGCGAGGCCCGAGUCGUUGCAACCAAUCAAAGAAGCACAAGCCAUUUAAAAGCCCCUCACGCUAACUCACGUGGGCUUGUGACUGGUAACCAAUCCAUUAGCAGCCGGCUCGUCCCGCCCCUCUGUACUUCUCCACUCCGGUUAGAGGCUGCUGUUUCCCUAAGAUGUAAACAAGGCCUCGCGUAUCGGCCGUUAGAGGUUCUACAAUUAGUGGCUCAGCACAUACCUGCACAGACUGUGAAGAAUGCCGUAAGACAUGGGCUCCCGCAGUAGUAGCAACGCUGGCUCGGGAGGCCGGGAUAACCAGGGCAGCUGGUCUCGGAGGGACUCGGGGCUCCUGCGCAGUGAGGAAGAGGACGACGAGGAUGUGGAUCUGGCCCAGGUACUGGCAUACCUACUGCGCAGGGGCCAAUUUCACCUGAUGCAGGGUGGGGGAGCUGCCAGCGUCCGGCUGGUCCAGACACUCUCUGACUCAGAAGACGACAAUGACAGUGCAUGGGAAGGGCAACUGGGAGAUCGCUACAAACCGCCAGUGGAUUUGACACCAGACACCCACGAUCUGGAGUGCAACGAGAUCAAAACGCGCAUCCAGUUGGCAACGGGCAGACUGGGCUUGGGGCGAGCUGACCGUAGUAUCCCUAGACUGCUUUGCCAGAGGGAGUGUGGCCUUUGUCAUAACAGCAGCUUCUCUCCUGGGGAGUGCUGCCGGGUGGUGUCUCACUUUCUCCCCAACCACUUGUCCUUCACAGAUUCCUACUCCCAGAAGGCAUUCUGUGGGAUCUAUUCCCGUGAUGGACAGCUUUUUAUGUCCGCUUGUCAAGAUCAAACAAUCCGCUUAUAUGACUGCACCUACGGAGCCUUCCGGAAGUUUCGGAGCAUCAAAGCGCGGGACGUGGGUUGGAGUGUGCUGGAUGUAGCCUUCACUCCAGAUGGAGCCCAUUUCCUCUACUCCAGCUGGUCAGAUUACAUUCACAUCUGCAACAUCUACGGCGAGAGCGAUACCCACACAGCGCUGGAUUUGAGGCCGGAUGAGCGCCGCUUCGCUGUCUUUUCCCUCGCAGUCUCCUCAGAUGGAAGGGAAGUACUUGGCGGGGCCAACUAUGGCUGUGUCUACGUGUUCGACAUGGAGCAGAAUAAGCGGACGCUUAAGAUCGAGUCCCAUGAAGAUGACGUCAACGCCGUGGCCUUUGCUGACACCAGUUCCCACAUCCUGUUCUCUGGGGGUGAUGACGCCAUCUGCAAAGUGUGGGACCGGCGCACCAUGAGAGAGGACGACCCCCGGCCUGUGGGCAUCCUGGCCGGCCACCAGGAUGGCAUCACCUUCAUAGACAGCAAAGGGGAUGCCCGGUACCUCAUCUCAAACUCCAAGGACCAGACGAUUAAGCUGUGGGACAUGCGGAAGUUCUCUGGCCGUGAGGGGCUGGAAGCCUCCCGCCAGGCGGUCACCCAGCAGAACUGGGACUACCGCUGGCAGCAGGUGCCCAGAAAAGCACGACGGAAGUCAAAGCUUCCGGGCGACACCUCCCUCAUGACGUACCGGGGCCACGGAGUGCUCCACACCCUGAUCCGCUGCCGUUUCUCACCGCCUCAUAGCACCGGACAGCAAUACAUCUACAGUGGCUGCUCCACGGGCAAGGUGGUAGUGUAUGACCUCCUGAGCGGCCUUAUUGUGACAAAACUGGUCAAUCACAAGUCUUGCGUCCGUGAUGUCAGCUGGCACCCCUACGAGGAGAAGAUUGUCAGCAGCUCGUGGGAUGGGAACAUCCGGCUGUGGGAAUACCGCCAAACGGAAUAUGAUGAAGAUGACCUCAGGGACCCCCGGCAGCUCCCCACCACCCGAGAGGAGCCGUGCCCCAGAUCCUCAGGAGCCUCUGAUCAGUAGCCUUUUACGUGCUGCUUGCCGCCGUUCUCCAGUUCUGGACUUGCCGUGAGGGGGAGGGAGGGAAGGGAGAGCAAAGAUGGCCUUGUGCUGCCUGCGGCCUUGGGGUGUGUGGGUGGGAGGGAGGGGUGACUGCAUGCGCACCCUCAAGUCGUAGAUCUUGUAUUAACUGAAGCGUAAGUGGGCAGAGGGCUUGGGGAGAUGGGCAGUGUCCGUACGCAGCUCUUGUGGAGAGCCAGAAUCAGAUGACAUUUUUAGGUAAGGAAGUGUUAAGGGCUAGAUUUGUUUAUAUUGUCGCUUUGGGGACUGAAGUUUACAGUCCCACCCUCUUCCUGGUCUGUGACUUUUUUGAGAGGCAAAAUCAUGGAUUGCCCCGCCAGCGUUGGGUUUCAGCUGGCCCUGGGGAACAAGAGGUCCUCUGUCUGUCUCCUCCUUCCUACCUCCCCCUCCCCGCCCAGCUCUGGUGUGAGUGUGUGACUGGCGUUCUUUAUUUCCUCUCCAGGGCCUGUGUUGAGCUGCCCUGGAUCUGGGGAACAUCAGAGAAUACCCCGAGGGAAAAUGAGGCCCCUACUUCCCGCUUCUGAGACAGUAUAGUUCACGGGGAUAAGCUAUUUAUCUUUCACCUUUCCUGGCUGUUUGCAGUCUUGAAAUGCGAGGGGAUUGGCAGACUUCUUUCUCCAAGGGGCGGGGGAAUCUCUUCUUUCUCAUCCAAGAGAAAUGACUUCCUUAAAUGAAGGCACCCACUUCCUCCUUUUCAGAGUGUAGGACACCCCCGGCACAUUUCCUGAGGAUUCUGUAGGCUUGCAGAUGCUUCUUCUGGGGACACCUUGCCCCAUCCGUGUGUUCCAGAGAGAGAAAUGAGAUGGGGAGAAAGGGUAGCAUAUGGGUCUGAAGAGGGAGUGCCUUUGAGUGUGCGUGUGUCUGUGCGUGCGUGCACUCCCUUGAGAUCUGUCUGACUCUUCCUCUGCAUACCUUGGCUUGAAUCUACGCGUUCAGUCACUCUCUCCCCCCCCAGCCUGCCUGUUGCUGCCUGGCCGCUGCCUGCCAAGUCUUUUCUCCCCGUUGCCUCUUGGCAUCUGCUGUCCCUCCUUCCCAAGGACCCUUUACUCCCACCCCCACCUCCUUAACCAUCUCAAGUGGGUGGUCUCUCUUGACACCCUUCCCUGCCCAGGUGAAGAAGCCUGAAGUGUGUAUCCCAGUUUGGGGGUACAUCAGUCACUUUGCUCAUGCACUCUCUCUCUCUCUGGACUUCUUCCAGCCCUUCUUCCUCCACUGUAGAUAGAACGGGCAGUGCGGGGGUGGGGAGUCUUCCGUAAGGUGCCCUCUAACACCAGAGUGGUGUCUUUUUUAAAAAAAACAAUGAUAAAAACGAUGGAGGUUUGGUUUUUCACGUUUGGGGCAGAUUAGGAAACCCUGAUUUAGUCUCUCCAUUUAAAGAGGGAGUCACAUUUCAGACCCCUGAGCAAAGAAGGGAGGUUUGUAUGAUUUGUGAUGGAGGGGAGUGCCUCUUUCAUGGGGGCCUGCACAGUUCUGUCCAGCAAGGGUGUCUGUGCAAACUGCCAUUGGUGUCAAUAAUAAAAGUUGUUGAAAUUUU
Molecule: messenger RNA, 3475 nt
Organism: Rhineura floridana
Lineage: Eukaryota; Metazoa; Chordata; Lepidosauria; Squamata; Rhineuridae
Gene: DCAF11
Product: DDB1 and CUL4 associated factor 11
Exons: 15
Coding region: 259-1884 (541 amino acids)
Biological process (GO): proteasome-mediated ubiquitin-dependent protein catabolic process
Cellular component (GO): Cul4-RING E3 ubiquitin ligase complex
Molecular function (GO): protein binding
Source: RefSeq, a predicted model, not a curated record